This is a messenger RNA of Dentiscutata erythropus, 300 nucleotides long. The record is from the annotation of a GenBank genome assembly. NCBI's taxonomy places the organism in Eukaryota, Fungi, Glomeromycota, Glomeromycetes, Diversisporales, Gigasporaceae.
AUGAGGUUAUUACAGACAUCUACACUAAAUCCUAACCUAAUGAAGCCAUUUCAUCAACCAUUAUGCAAGACUACAAAUACAAAUUUGACAUUACAUACUAAUGCUAUGAAGCGUAAUCCUACAAUUGGUGGACAUCAAAGAAUUUAUAAAGUACCUCAGGAAGAUAAUUUAUAUGAGUCUCAGAAAGAUAAUUUGUAUAAAGAUAAUUUUUAUAAGCCUCAAGAAGAUAACAAAGAUACUUCUAGUGUCUCUAUAGUUAAGAAUUAUUAUAUAACCACUGAGCAUGUUAAUAUAAAUUAG